AUUAAUAUAAAAUCGUCUUAGUAUACUUUGAUGUUAUUAUUACUAUAAUGUUUGUAAAUGCUGCAUUAAUCGCUGCGAUAUGUAUUAUAAGUGGCAUUGUUUGGAAUUAUUGCCGUCGAAAAUUCUUUCCUAUAAAAGAUAUCGAUCUGCCAGGUCCGAAAACGAUACCAAAGAACCUCUGUAGCGGAACUCCUGACGAAAUAUUGGAUAAUAUAUUUUCACUUGGAAGAUAUUAUCCAUCCCCAUUUAAAAUGUCGGUGAGCAUCAGUUCACUCGUUGUGAUAUAUGAACAAAGUCAAGUAAAGACUGUCUUAAAAAGCCCACAUUGCUUAAAUAAAGGUAUACUCUUUAAACUUGCAUCCUCAACAUUCGGCAUAAGAUUAUUUACAGCUCAUGAAUCUAUAUGGGUUAGAAAUCGAAAAAUAAUAGCUCCAUUCUUUAGUCCGACUAUGUUGCAAGAAUUUUUUAAUAUAUUUGUCGAACAAUCUUUAAUACUGGCAAAUAAAUUAGAAAAAGUUGGACUGAAUGGAAAAGAAAUUACUUUUCUUGAACAUGUAACAAGGUCUACUUUGGACAUUGUAUGUGACAGCAUGGGCGUCAAAAUGGAAUCAAAUAAAAAGGAUCAAUAUUUGAAAAUAGUUACGAGAUUAAAAGAAAUUAUAAAACAUAGAAUAUAUUCUAUAAUGAUGGAUAAUGUUUUGUUAUUUCAUAAUGUUAUUUUUAAUCUCACCGCUUUGGGACGCGAACAACAAAAGCUCUUGAAAUCAUUGGAUUGUCUUAUCAAUGAGUUGCAUGAAUUAAAUAAAUCGCAUACAACCGAGACAAAAACUGAUACAAAUAAAAGGUUUCUCGACAUUCUGAUGAAAUUAUCUAAAAUACACAAAACAAAUGUCACACAGGAAAUGAUUUAUGAUAAUGUAAUUAUGCUUUUACUGGCCAGCGAUGCAAUCAGUAUUACCCUAGAUUUUGUUAUCUUUAUGUUAGCAAAUUUCCCAGAAGUACAAGAAAAAGUAUAUGAAGAAUUAUCGGAAAUUUACGGUACAAAAACGCCGAUGUCCGUACCAGUUAAACACGAAGAUUUACAACAUAUGCAUUAUUUGGAUCGAGUAAUUAAGGAAACUAUGAGGCUAUUUCCUGCUAUUCCUUUAAUUGACCGAAAGUUAACUGAUGACGUGAGAAUAGAUGAUGUUAUUUUACCGGAAAACACUAACGUUAUCUUACCACUUAUACUGAUGAAUCGAAAAGAAGAGUGUUGGCCAAAUCCAUUGAAAUUUGACCCUGAUAGGUUUCUACCAGAAAGAAUAAAGGAUUGUCUUUCAUGUUAUCACAUCCCUUUUGGUGAUGGACUAAGGGAUUGUAUAGCUACAAAAUAUGCGAUGAUUUCUAUGAAAGUCAUUCUAGCUACUUUGGUACGAACAUUCGUAUUUAAAGUAGAUAAGAGAAUUCAAAUAAGUAGCAUAAAAUUAACGACGGACAUAAUAUUGUCUACUGUCAAGCCUUUAAAAGUUAAGAUUGAGAAACGGAAUCUCGAAUAAAGAUAUUAUAGAAAAUAUGUCAGAUAAACAAUAUCUGUAUUUAAUCAAAGUAUAAUAUAUGUUAAUAAAAAAUAUAUAUAUUUCUACACGAAGUCUUGUAUUGCAAGAUUAA
Molecule: messenger RNA, 1647 nt
Organism: Wasmannia auropunctata (little fire ant)
Lineage: Eukaryota; Metazoa; Arthropoda; Insecta; Hymenoptera; Formicidae
Product: cytochrome P450 4c21-like
Exons: 12
Coding region: 48-1535 (495 amino acids)
Molecular function (GO): iron ion binding; oxidoreductase activity, acting on paired donors, with incorporation or reduction of molecular oxygen; heme binding
Source: RefSeq, a predicted model, not a curated record